Peronospora matthiolae is the source of this 405-nucleotide messenger RNA. The record is from the annotation of a GenBank genome assembly. Lineage: Eukaryota; Oomycota; Peronosporomycetes; Peronosporales; Peronosporaceae.
AUGUCCUCAUCACCAAACGGGUCAGAGGCUCUGUGUGACUACCUCGGGAUAGAGGAGGAGGUGGACUAUGGUAGCGAUACCAGUGUCCGCGAUGCGAGCGCGCCACCAGCGCGGCAUACAGCAUCUGGGUCUGAUGAGACUAUCAUCGCGAACCCGCUCGAUGAGCAACAACAAUUGCUUGUCCAAAGAGAAGAAAAUGCUCAGCGUUAUGGACAAAUGGCUGCAACCCUUGAGCGCCAGCGUGACUAUGUGUUCACCCCACCUAGUAUGGAGGAACGUCUUCGUCAAGCGGCCGGCCAAACAUUGGCAACGUGGGUCAUUGGCCAUGGGCCAAAGACUCCUGAGGAGGUGGUGAGCUGCCAGGCACUUCGUGAGAGGUACCUGGAGCCGCACCUAACGACUUAA